AUGCAGAGAACAUAUUAUACUGACACUGAAACUAGGGAACUACUACGCCAUCUUAACGAUGAAAAAGCUGUGAUUGUAAUUCCAGUAAUGGUCUUCAUGGCAUGUCUGAUGAUGAUGGGAAUAAUCGGCAAUUCUAUGGUAUGCUUCUACUACGGCAAAAGAACAAAAACUACGAGCAACAGUAUUUUGAUAUGCCUUCUAGGGUUUAUAGACCUCUUCAGUUGUGUGUUUUCAAUUCCGUUUGAAAUCAUUGACUUACGAUUUUUCUUUGACUUUACACUCACAGGAGCUUGUAAGUUCCUGAGGUUCAUGAACUACUCUGCAGCAAUUGGAAGCGCCUUUACUUUAAUGCUUAUAAGUAUUGAUCGAUACAACCACAUUUCUAGGCCUCUUAAACCUCAGCUUACAAACAAACAAACUCAGUUCUCGUGUCUUGCUAUAGCUUUCAUCACUGUGCUGUUUUCUUGGCCAGCUAUUGUAGCGUUUAAACCAGAAGCAGUUGAGGUUCAAAACGAUUAUGGUAUUAACAUAACUGGCCAUGAUUGCACAACGGAUAGAAGUGCAUCAUUUCGUGUAUAUAUGUGGAUAUUUAAUGGAGUGUAUAUGAUUUUUUAUGUUGUUACUGCGAUUGUUGUGUUUACCAUGUAUUCUUUCGUCGCCGUGGCGUUAUACCGACAGACAAAGUUUAGAAAGAAAUACAUCAGGACAGGUUCUAAAACCCUGAAAGAGGAAUCCAAAAUUGAGGCGUACGAUUCGGAAAGAGUUGCAGUCAAUAAUAACAUUGAACUAAACGAAAUGAAGCUACGGGGUUCUUGUAGUUUGUCAAGUACUGUUGGGAAAAUAAUCCCUCGCAGAAAAUAUAAUUCUGAGGGUAUCAGGAACACACAAGAAAUUGAUGACGUUCAACUGACCAACAUCAGAUCAAACAAAUUUGUUUCGAUAAGGAAUAAGUCGCAGCAAUUGGAAACCGGCAAGCCUGAAGAAAUAAGGCAACACAUUGACGAAGGUGCACAGCAUGAAACAAUGGGAAUUGUUGCAAUUGAAAACAUAAGACCAUCUACACAUAUUUCCACUGUAAUUACAAUAGGUACUUCCAAAAACAUUCAAACACACGAACGUGAGACAAUACAAGCUGAUAGCAUACCAAAGUCACCAUCUUCUAAUUCCAUUGGAGAUACAGAUGCAACUAAACGAAGGUCUACCGGCAGUGAGCGUGCAAGGGUUACAAUAAGCAAAAUAAGACAAGCUAAUAUUGAAAUCAAAAACAUAAAAUACACGGUGAUGAUGUUCGUAAUUACUGGUGUAUUCUUGCUAAGUUUUGUACCUCACCUAAGCCUGGUAACCUGGAGGUCAUUUGUUCAAUAUUACGAAGGAGAAUCUAUGUCUGACGCAGCUUUAAUUGGUUUCAACAUUGGAAUUAGGUCAACAUUCAUUAACGCGGCUGUAAAUCCUUUGAUAUAUGGCUUCUUUAACACCGAUUUCAGGCGAUUUUUCUUUCGGUCGUGUUGUCUCUGUUGCCGAUUAUAG
Mya arenaria is the source of this 1527-nucleotide messenger RNA. Its product is annotated as dopamine receptor 4-like. Gene Ontology annotation, biological process: G protein-coupled receptor signaling pathway. Bases 1 to 1527 code for a protein of 508 amino acids. The record is from RefSeq and is a predicted model, not a curated record. Gene Ontology annotation, cellular component: membrane. NCBI's taxonomy places the organism in Eukaryota, Metazoa, Mollusca, Bivalvia, Myida, Myidae. Gene Ontology annotation, molecular function: G protein-coupled receptor activity. The transcript has a single exon.